AGUCCUAGGGAGCUAGUAGAACUCAUGAUGGUGGUGGUGGUAUGGGCGGGUGUUGAGCCAGUUAGUGAGGUUGCUGACAUGACCGUGAGCCUUGAGAGAUACCACAGAGAUGCUCCCUGCAGUACCAUCUACGAGGAGAACAAGCUGGGAAGAGCAAACACCCCUGACGUCAGAUAGCUGGGAAUAAAUCAUGGUGAUGUCUUCCACUUCAGAGAAGUUCGUGCUCCUCAAGCCACAUUCCAGCCCCAUCUUGCUGCUUAGUUCCCUGCUUUCCGCUUUCCUUUUUGCCUGCAGUGUCGUCUGCCCCACCUUACCCUGCCUCAUCCCUACUCCUCACCUUAGUUCUCAGAGAUGACUCCUCCGGGAAGCCCUCUCUGAUCCCCCAGGCUGUCUGUGUUCCCCCAUUCCAGCCCUGGUUACCUUGUUAAAGUGUGGGGGAAAGGAGGGAGGACAUCUUCAAACCAAGAAUAUAAUAGAAUGAAACUGAGUAUGUAUUCGCUACUCAGAUGAUCUGGACAGAUGCCGGUAGACCGAAACCCAGUGAAUGGGAUCGAUUCUCUCGGGCCUCUUCCUGCCAUGUUUUGUUCUUGGUACUCGGCGAUCCUCAGCGAUGCCUCCGGCGCCGCCUCUCCCGGAGCCCGCCCCCCCGCAUUGCCGUGCGCACGCGCAUUAUCCCGAUUGACUUCGCCCCAGUGGAGUGACGGGCGGGAUCAGCCAAUGGAGUCGUGACGAAGGUGGAGCAGCACCUCGAGGACGCCCUGCGGAUCCUGCCUCGACUGAAUAUUCAUGAGGGAGGCGGGCCGACGCCGCUUCAAGCCGCGACCGGCGCCAUGAAGCUCAACGUGGACGGGCUGCUGGUCUACUUCCCAUACGACUACAUCUACCCGGAGCAGUUCUCCUACAUGCUGGAGCUCAAACGCACGCUGGAUGCCAAGGGUCAUGGGGUCCUGGAGAUGCCCUCAGGCACUGGGAAGACAGUGUCCCUGUUGGCCCUGAUCAUGGCGUACCAGCGGGCGUACCCACUGGAGGUGACUAAACUCAUCUACUGCUCGAGGACUGUGCCUGAGAUUGAGAAGGUGAUUGAAGAGCUUCGAAAGUUACUCAACUUCUAUGAGAAACAGGAGGGCGAGAAGCUGUCGUUUUUGGGGCUGGCUCUGAGCUCCCGAAAGAACCUGUGUAUUCAUCCCGAGGUGACGCCCCUGCGCUUUGGGAAGGAUGUCGACGGAAAAUGCCACAGCCUCACGGCCUCCUACAUAAGGGCACAGUACCAGCGGGACCCCAGCCUGCCCCACUGCCGCUUCUACGAGGAAUUUGAUGUCCAUGGGCGCCAGGUGCCCCUCCCCGCUGGCAUCUACAACCUGGACGACCUGAAGGCCAUGGGGCAGCGCCAGGGCUGGUGCCCAUACUUCCUUGCCCGAUACUCAAUCCUGCACGCCAACGUGGUGGUCUACAGCUACCACUACCUCCUGGACCCCAAGAUUGCCGACCUGGUGUCCAAGGAGCUGGCCCGCAAGGCCGUCGUCGUCUUCGACGAGGCCCACAACAUUGACAAUGUCUGCAUCGACUCCAUGAGUGUCAACCUCACCCGCCGGACCCUGGAUCGGUGCCAGGGCAACCUGGAGACCCUGCAGAAGACGGUGCUCAGGAUCAAGGAGACGGACGAGCAGCGUCUGCGGGACGAGUACCGGCGCCUGGUGGAGGGGCUGCGGGAGGCCAGCGCCGCCCGGGAGACCGACGCCCACCUGGCCAACCCCGUGCUGCCCGACGAGGUGCUGCAGGAGGCGGUGCCAGGCUCCAUCCGCACGGCCGAGCACUUCCUGGGCUUCCUGCGGCGGCUGCUGGAGUACGUCAAGUGGCGGCUGCGCGUGCAGCACGUGGUGCAGGAGAGCCCGCCCGCCUUCCUGAGCGGCCUGGCCCAGCGCGUGUGCAUCCAGCGCAAGCCCCUCAGGUUCUGCGCCGAGCGCCUCCGCUCCCUCCUGCACACCUUGGAGAUCGCGGACCUCGCUGACUUCUCCCCUCUCACCCUCCUGGCUAACUUCGCCACGCUCGUCAGCACCUACGCCAAGGGUUUCACCAUCAUCAUUGAGCCCUUUGACGACAGGACCCCAACCAUCGCCAACCCCAUCCUGCACUUCAGCUGCAUGGACGCCUCGCUGGCCAUCAAACCCGUGUUCGAGCGCUUCCAGUCCGUCAUCAUCACAUCUGGGACGCUGUCCCCGCUGGACAUCUACCCCAAGAUCCUGGACUUCCACCCCGUCACCAUGGCAACCUUCACCAUGACAUUGGCUCGGGUCUGCCUCUGCCCCAUGAUCAUUGGCCGUGGCAAUGACCAGGUGGCCAUCAGCUCCAAAUUUGAGACCCGGGAAGAUAUCGCGGUGAUCCGGAACUACGGAAACCUCCUGCUGGAGAUGUCCGCUGUGGUGCCCGAUGGCAUCGUGGCCUUCUUUACCAGCUACCAGUACAUGGAGAGCACCGUGGCCUCCUGGUAUGAGCAGGGCAUCCUCGAGAACAUCCAGAGGAACAAGCUGCUCUUUAUUGAGACCCAAGAUGGGGCUGAGACCAGUGUGGCCCUGGAGAAGUACCAGGAGGCCUGCGAGAACGGCCGUGGGGCCAUCCUGCUCUCGGUGGCCCGAGGCAAAGUGUCUGAGGGAAUUGACUUUGUGCACCACUACGGCCGGGCCGUCAUCAUGUUCGGGGUGCCCUACGUCUACACGCAGAGCCGCAUUCUCAAGGCGCGACUGGAAUACCUUCGGGACCAGUUUCAGAUUCGAGAGAACGACUUUCUGACCUUCGACGCCAUGCGCCACGCGGCUCAGUGUGUGGGUCGGGCCAUCAGGGGCAAGACUGACUAUGGCCUCAUGGUCUUCGCCGACAAGCGGUUUGCCCGGGCCGACAAGCGGGGGAAACUGCCCCGCUGGAUCCAGGAGCACCUCACCGACGCCAACCUCAACCUGACCGUUGACGAGGGGGUCCAGGUCGCCAAGUACUUCCUGAGGCAGAUGGCACAGCCAUUCCACCGGGUGAGCCCGCGGCGCCUAAGCUCCUCUUCCGGGAAGGGCCCUUGGCUUUCUCCCCGAGCCCCCGACAGAGGGGUUUGUGUGCGCCCGCGCGCCGGGCCUGGGAACUGGAACUGCGGGGAGAGUCGAGGGCUACAGACGGAGCGUGUGUCUCCGGUGGGAGCCCCGAGCCGGCCGUGGGCCUCUCCUUCUGUAGCUUGGACACAACUCUGGCUGCCGCCUCCCUCCCUCGGCCCAUCUUCUGGUGACAGGGACGGGAUGCCCUGGGUUAUACGGGUGUUUUGAAAUUCAGGCAUCCUGACCUGUAGCCCCCCGAGCGGGCCACCUGUCCCGACUGAGUUGUGGACCGCUGUGUUAGGAAGUGCGGCAGCUGACACCACUCCCCCCCCCACCCCC
Messenger RNA from Physeter macrocephalus (sperm whale), 3413 nucleotides. RefSeq names its product ERCC excision repair 2, TFIIH core complex helicase subunit (gene ERCC2). Gene Ontology annotation, biological process: transcription by RNA polymerase II; nucleotide-excision repair; positive regulation of mitotic recombination. The record is from RefSeq and is a predicted model, not a curated record. The transcript is spliced from 22 exons. Bases 831 to 3302 code for a protein of 823 amino acids. Gene Ontology annotation, molecular function: DNA helicase activity; hydrolase activity, acting on acid anhydrides, in phosphorus-containing anhydrides; ATP binding. NCBI's taxonomy places the organism in Eukaryota, Metazoa, Chordata, Mammalia, Artiodactyla, Physeteridae. Gene Ontology annotation, cellular component: nucleus.